Molecule: messenger RNA, 2199 nt
Organism: Echinococcus granulosus
Lineage: Eukaryota; Metazoa; Platyhelminthes; Cestoda; Cyclophyllidea; Taeniidae
Exons: 11
Coding region: 1-2199 (732 amino acids)
Source: RefSeq, a predicted model, not a curated record
AUGAUAAAUCUGGCGGUGAUUGGUGGUCAUAUUUGGACCUCUUUGAUAGGUCAGUCUCUACAGGAACGCAUCCUUUGUGGUGGACAUGCCCGAGUGCAAGGUGUCCCUACCUGUCCGCUGAGUCCCGUGCCUCCCUCCGCAUCUGAUUCUCCUCCCUGUAAUAAAGAUCCCAAUUGCUCUGUGAAGCGCGAUGCACUGGUGGAUGAGGGGAACUCCGUAAAUCCUUCUGAGGUGGCAUGUUUGGCUUCUGAACGUGAUCGUGCAGUUGAAAAUGCAUCCAUCACUGCCUGUAAUGUUGAUACAGCAGCAAAUGCCUCCGUAGCUGCUAAUAAGAACAAAACUCCUGUUUCGGAAGUUGUUGCUUCCAGUGAUUUUAGUUUCAACCCAAAGGUUAAAUGCUCCGUGGCAUUGUCAUCAGACCACGGCAGUGGAAGGCACUCUUAUCGUUCAUCAAUCUGUACGGAUUCCCACGUCAGCGCUGCCUAUCGUGACGAAGCUUCAAACUCUUCCCGACUUAAUGAGUUGGCUGUGAAACUGAAAAUGCCUGAAGUGUUAUCUUUCCUUGAUUUUGUUAACAAGAUGGAUGAAGUUCUAGCCUCAGGCACGGUGGAGAUUUCUUCGGGAGUUCCAGCGGCUUCCAUGCCCUUGGUUCCAACUCAGACUGCGCCCUCUCAACCGGGUGUUUCUGAGGCUUCAAAAGGUGUUGUUCCAGCUCCCGGUCGAGUACGCCGUAGAUCCACCUCAUCUAGGUCUUCUAGGUCCAUGAGGUCGCUCAGACGCGACAUGUCUCGCUCCUCUUCCCCUUCCUCCGAUCGCUACUACCGCCGCAACCGUCAUCGCCGUUCUCGGUUCGUUCACUGCGUCUCCGUUCUUUUUAUUCUUGGUUACCUUGCUGUGUUCGUUGCUACAUUCUUAUUCAUUUCAGUUCACGCAACCAAAGUCGGACCAGGAGUCGCUCAAGAUCAAAUCGUUUUCGUCACCGUCAUUCGGUACACCUGCUUUCAAAUUACUUGUGUCCCUUUAUCGGAGUGCAGUAGAACCCCAUCCUAUCGGCCACCGCGCCGUAGGCAGUACGGACGUCUGCGACGAUUCUCGCCCUAUAGAUCCCACCGAGGGGGUCGCGGCGCUCCCUACAUCUCAAUCUUCCCGCGCCGCGACAGUCACAGUCCCCUAAGGGAUGGAGGCGGUCCAGCGCCACUUCUCCAGCGUCCUGCUCGACUGCUACCACCGCCUACAGCAAUGACAACGAUGGGACCGGGUGGAGGCAGCCCGCUAGCCGGCCGGAUACCACCGCUGAACGAGCGCUUUGAGGGUCUGGUGGAGGCUACAUUACGUCAGCGCCGGCGUGAGUAUGGUGUGCCAGGGGGCCUAGCUUACCUUCUUCUCACCAACCGCCUCAAAUUACCCCUUCCCACACUCAUGCGUGAAGCGAAGGAGUUAUCUGUUGUGAUUGAACGCAACCUUCCACCGGAAGUUGCUGAUCCGACUGCGGAAAUAUCGUUUAACGUGGAUUUAGGGGUGAAUUUUGUCUUUCCUCACCCCCCAAAUGCGGGAACUAAACCUGUCUUUGAUCGUGAAGAGAUACCCACUUUUAAUAAGCCAGAAGACCUGGAAAAGAUCACUGAACGAGCGGCUGCUUCGUUGGCUGCUAUCGCGGCUAAUCGUAUGGGCUCUCAGCCGCCAAACAGCGCCUAUGGAGAGAUAAACAACAACAUUAACAAUAAUACCAACAAUUUAGAUAGGUCUGAUCGUCUGAGACGGGGUAAUGCAUUUAGUCAUUUGGGCCUCUCAAGCCCCCUCGAUGUUCCAAAAGGAUCUGCCUAUUUUAUGCACGAUGACCGCGAUGGACGUCCAUAUGGCUGGCGCAGGAGGGACUUCAACGAACCCUACCCUCGCGACACCUGGCGUCAAAGGCGGUUAGAUUACGAAUAUCGCCAGACCGAAGGCUACCGAGGAGCCAAUCGCCGUUGGACACGACGCUCGGAUGAGGAAAGAGGUGACCGGCCGGUGGAGGGCGGACGGCGCUGGGGCUACCGAUCAAUGCGUUAUGGAGGUCGUGAGGAGGUGGAGGAGGCGCGAUGGUGUCACGACAAGUUUUUGGAAUUGGAGGGGGAUAAAAACGACGGGGACGCUGAAGCCUCGCGUCACUUCUCUCCCUCCACCACGAAUUCACGUCUCAACCGCCGUGAAUCCAACUAG